Messenger RNA from Hibiscus syriacus, 1128 nucleotides. Its product is annotated as preprotein translocase subunit SCY2, chloroplastic-like. The record is from RefSeq and is a predicted model, not a curated record. Gene Ontology annotation, cellular component: plastid envelope; membrane. The transcript has 11 exons. Gene Ontology annotation, molecular function: signal sequence receptor activity; transmembrane protein transporter activity. Bases 1 to 1128 code for a protein of 375 amino acids. Gene Ontology annotation, biological process: SRP-dependent cotranslational protein targeting to membrane, translocation; thylakoid membrane organization; chloroplast organization. NCBI's taxonomy places the organism in Eukaryota, Viridiplantae, Streptophyta, Magnoliopsida, Malvales, Malvaceae.
AUGUUACUCUGUCAUAUUGUUCCAUCAUUAGUGAAGUUGCGGAAGGAGGGAUUGGAUGGUCACGAGAAGAUUAAGAGUUGUACAUGGUGGAUUUCACUUGGCUUUGCAAUACUAGAAGCUACUAUAGGUUCUAGCUAUUCUCUUCCUUAUUCAAUUUAUGCAGCCAGUUACAGGGUUAAGAAUGUGAUGGUGACUGCUUUACUUUUGGUUUGUGGAGCAAUGACUAUGACAUGGAUCUGCAGUGCCGUGAGUUGGUGGCCGUACAUGUUUGUUGUAUUAGGUGUUUUUACUGUUGUCACCAUGUGGGCAGUUAUUGUAACUGAGGGUUGCAGGAAAAUAAAGCUGCAGUACUAUGAGUUUAAACUAGCAUCUGCUGCAAGGGAAGAUUCCCCGAUCACUGAAGUAGAACCUUAUAUUCCUUUUAAUAUUAAUCCAUCAGGAAUGCAGCCUCUUCUCACUGCCACUUAUUUAUUGGCUUUUCCAAGUAUUGUUGCAAGUAUCCUUGGUUCACCAUUUUGGGAGCAUGUUAAGGAGAUAUUGAACCCUACAACAUUUGUUGGCGCAGAGCCAUGGGCCAACAUGCGGAGGGAAAUUGCAGAUUACCUGAAUAAGAUGGGUGCCAGGAUACCAAAUAUAAAGCCAGGGAAGGCUACUAUUGAAUAUCUCUCAAGGGUUCAGGCAUCAACACGUUUUUGGGGAGGGCUACUUUUAAGUAUUUUGGCAACUACAUCAACCAUACUUGAUCAUUACUUGAGACGUAUCAAUGAGGGAUUUGCAAUCGGAUUUACCUCAAUUUUAAUAAUUGUGGGUUCCAUAAUCGAGCUAAGAAGAUCAUACCAAGCAUACAAUGUCAUGCCAAGUUUAAGCAAAGCACUGAGGCUGACCACUUUCAACAAGAUAACAUUAAUAAACUUUGUCCUAGACAGUUGGAGAGUGAGAUUAAUGGCUAUCGACAAACAAUUCGACCGUGUAAAAGCGACGCCGAUUGCUGAGAUAUUUUGUGUGCUGGACAAGGCGGUGUACCUGCGCUUUGCGUCGUCGGCGUUUGUGACUGCGGCUAACCGGAAAACAAAUAUUCCGGUGACUUUGAUUUCAAAGAGUUGUGUCCAUGACUGUGUUAUUCAAUAA